Messenger RNA from Paramecium pentaurelia, 261 nucleotides. NCBI's taxonomy places the organism in Eukaryota, Ciliophora, Oligohymenophorea, Peniculida, Parameciidae. The record is from the annotation of a GenBank genome assembly.
UAUGGUAUACAUAAUAUCUUAACACAAUAUAGCCAUCAGCUUAAACUAUGAAAUUGAGAAGUUAAAAUUAUCAAGGCAAUGUUCAUAAAUAAGGAAAAGUACCAAAAUCAUUAAUUGUAAUUAAUCUAAAGAAUAUCAAUAGAAAAAAGAAGAAAACCUACCAGUUGGUCCAAUCCUUUUAGGUGUCUUUCUGUUUGUAGUAGUAGGUUCAGCAUUAUUUUAAAUACUCAAUGUUGCUUCUAGUGGAUAAGAAAUUUGAUU